Molecule: messenger RNA, 2121 nt
Organism: Plasmodium relictum
Lineage: Eukaryota; Apicomplexa; Aconoidasida; Haemosporida; Plasmodiidae
Product: conserved Plasmodium protein, unknown function
Exons: 1
Coding region: 1-2121 (706 amino acids)
Source: RefSeq, a predicted model, not a curated record
AUGCAUGAAUCAAUUUAUAAGAUUAAUAACAUGAAAGCAACUUCAUAUGUUUUUCCAAAUAGCUUAAUAUCUCCAAAUAAAUAUAACACUAUUAAUGCAAAUUAUACAGACAAUCUAAAUACUAAAAAUAGAGAUGCCUAUGAAUACAGUAAUGAUAAAUUAAAACCAAUGUAUAAUUCUAUUAGCUCUCCUGUAUACAAUGAGCAUGCGUAUAAUAACCCAAAUAUAAUAAAACCAACAACUAUAUCAAAAAAUUGUCAUAAUAAUGGAUUCCAGAAAAAUUCAAAUUGCCUAAGUUCUUUGCCGUGCUUAAGCGCAAACUGCAAAAAAAUAGAAAAUAUAAGUACAGGAAAAAAUAAUAACAAAUAUAUAGUAAAACAAGUAUAUAACCCUCCAUGUUAUUUGUACAAUAGACAAUUUAUUUUACCAAAUAAUUGUGAAAAUAUCCAUAACGACACAUCAGUAGUUCCUCAAAAUUGCGAACAAUCCACUUAUAAUAAACAUUUUGCAAAACUAAAUUCGUAUGAACACAUUCCAAAUGUAAGUCUUCAAAACAAUGAAAAUGAAAUGAGAUAUAUCCAUGAACCAUUUAAAAAAAGAGUAACAAAAGAAAACAUAUAUGAAAUGACUAGGAAAACUAAGUUAAACGAACUAAUUAAAACAAAAGAUGAUCAAAUUAAAGAGUUAGAAAAAAAUAUAGAAAAGGAAAAAUCCCUAAAUGAAUUAGAUAGCACUUUAGAAAAUCAAAAAUUAAAAGAAAGACUUUUAGAUCAAAAAAUUAAGUACGAAGAAGCUCUAAAACAUUUAAAAAAAGUAGAAGACGAAAAAAGAACAUUAAAAACAAGUCUAAAUGCUAGAGAUAAAGUAUUAACAAAACUAGAAAAUGAAAUAGGAUUAGUAGAUAAUGAAAAUAAUUUUUUGCUUAAAGUAAAAGAAAAUACGAAUUUAAAUGAGAUACAUAAUGUUUUUAAAUAUUUACAUGGUGAUGCAAAUGAAGUGAUGAUGAAAAAUUUAAAAAAAAACAAAGAGAUUGAAUAUUCAGAUGAAGAUGAAUUAGAGAAAAAAAAUUACAGAUUGUAUAAAUCCAAAAUGGGUAAGGAUAUUUUUACUGAAAAUGAAGAUAUAUUAAAUGGUGAGAAAAAUAUUUAUAAUAAUAAGAAAAAAGAAAAAAAAAUUACUAAAACUAAUAUAUUAGAUAAAAAUGAUGUGUAUCUAUUAAAAUCAACAGUGGUAGAAUUAGAAAAGGAAAUUCAUGAUUUAAAAGAGGAAAACAAAAAUGUUAAUUUUAAAUAUGAAAAUACUUUUAAAACAUUGAGUGAAUUAAGAAAAGAUACUUUAGAAUAUAUGGAAUCUAUUGUUUCUCGUGAUAUGAGAAUUGCAUAUAUGGAAAGUAUGCUGCAAAAAUGUGAAAAAGAUCUUUCAAAACUAAGAGAACAUUUUAAAAAGCAGCAAUUAAUAUAUGGAGAAAAAAUUGAUAAAUUAACUUCAGAAAUAAAAAUUUUAGAGAAGCAGUCAUCUCAUUUACAAUCUAUGAUACAAGAAAAAGACGCACAAAUAGUUUUACUAAAAAGUGAAAUAGUACGUACCGAAACAUUAAUUAAGCAAUAUGAAGAAAGAAAUAAGGAACUUCAAGCUGAACUAAGAUUAAUGUGCAAUAAUUUAGAAAAUGUAAUUGAAGCAUCAAAUAAAAAAGACUUAUUUAUGAAUGAAUUAGAACAACAAAUAAGAGAAAAUGAAGUUCAUAGGCAGCAUGCCUAUUUAAAAGAAGUAGCUAAAAAUAGGAAAAUUCAUACAGAUAUGAAAUUUAAAGAGAUUUUAUAUGAUAAAUCAGCAAAAAAAAAAAUUGAUGAAUUGCAUAGCUUACAGAAGGAAUUAUAUUUAAAUAAAAUUCAAAUACAAAAAGCAAAAGAUGCAUUUGAAGUUCUUAGAAGGGAACCCAAAGCAGAAUGUUUAAUUCAGGAUAAUAUAGAUUGUGAUUAUAGUACUGUUAAUAAUUUAUCUGAAUUUAAAAAUGAAAAAAACUCAGAAAGUAUGAUAGACGAUACAAAAAUACUAACUGAAAUUUACCCGGAAUAUAAAAAUACCAAUAAAUUACCAAAAAGAAAAAAAGACAAAAAGUGA